UUCCCCUGCGCCGAGAGAGGGGGAGGAGGAGAGACGCUGAUUCACGGCUUGCAGGAGGGGAGAGAGAGCCGUGCGGACGGGGCUCUGAAGAUCCAUCUCUGAUCUUAAAAUACCGACCCCCCCCCCCCCCACUCUCCUCCUUCCCCCCACCCCCCCAUCCUCCUCCUCCUCCUCCCUCCUCCUCUCCCCUCGUCAUUGACAGCUCUGCGACCCGGUCAAUCCGUCAGACAGGGAGGAUCUGGGGAGGAGGGCGCCCGGGCAGGAGACAGCUGGACGAAAGGCGAUCACCUCCAGCCGGUUUGAUCCAAUCGCCAAUACAUACCGAGCAGCCGGCUGCAUGGGGAUCUGCCUCUCUCCCUCUCCGUACAUGAGGACGACACAGUGGCUUCACCGGGGGAUUGUGGUCCGAGGAGCGCGUUUUACGCAAGCCAUCCAAGCAGCGAGAUUGCACUGUGACUGUUGAUAGGGCGAUCUGACCGGCCAAACAACAACAAUAAUAAUAAAGGGAGGCGGAGAGGAGCUAUUUCGCAGUUUCUACAUAAACUCCCCGGAAUAGCCUACACAUCCAGGUGGUGAGUGGAGGAAGGUCACAGCCCAGUGCUGGAUCCCAGGGGGACUGUCAGUGUGGUAAGGACCCUUGAGACGAAGGAGGGUGCAUGGAGGGUUCAAGGCCUGUAAAGCCAGGGUCGUCAGCCUGCCUCUGGUUGGGGCUGGUCUCUGUGGCUGUAGCCUUCCUUUGUACAGAGGCCCGGACCACUCCGAGCCCUCUGCUAACCCCAAGCAAUGCAACCUGCGCGGGAAACUCCAAGUGUCAUGCAGGGAUCAUCUUGCCCAUCUGGUAUCCCGAGGAUCCCUCCAUGGGAGACAAGAUCGCACGGGUCAUUGUGUAUUUUGUGGCCAUGAUCUACAUGUUUCUCGGAGUGUCCAUCAUUGCCGACCGCUUCAUGGCGGCCAUUGAGGUCAUCACCUCCCAGGAGAAGGAACUCGUCAUCAAAAGGCCCAAUGGAGAAACAACCACCACCACAAUUCGGGUGUGGAAUGAAACGGUCUCGAACCUCACCCUCAUGGCCUUGGGCUCGUCCGCCCCUGAGAUUAUGCUCUCUGUGAUAGAGAUCUGUGGACAUGGGUUCAAAUCUGGUGAGCUCGGGCCUGCCACAAUUGUCGGCAGUGCGGCCUUCAACAUGUUUGUCAUCAUUGGCCUCUGUGUGUCCGUCAUUCCCCAAGGAGAGGUACGCAAGAUCAAACACCUCCGAGUGUUCUUUGUCACUGCAGGCUGGAGCAUCUUUGCUUACAUCUGGCUCUACAUGAUUCUGGCUGUGUUCUCUCCCAACGUAGUCCAGGUCUGGGAGGGUCUACUCACACUGGCCUUCUUCCCCAUAUGCGUACUCCUUGCAUGGGUAGCGGACAGACGACUGCUCUUCUACAAGUUCAUGCACAAGAAGUAUCGCACCGACAAACACAGGGGUGUGAUCAUCGAGACGGAGGCAGAACGCUCCAAGGGGAUUGAGAUGGACGGCAAGAUGGUCAACUCUCACUUCAUGGACGGAGGGGCGGCAAGCAAUCUGAUUGGUCUGCCUGAGAGCAAAGAGGUUGACGAGUCCCGGCGCGACAUGAUCCGCAUCUUGAAAGACCUGAAGCAGAAGCACCCCGAGAAAGAGAUGGAUCAGCUGGUUGAGAUGGCCAACUACUACGCUCUCUCCCACCAGCAAAAGAGCCGUGCCUUCUACCGCAUUCAAGCUACACGCAUGAUGACGGGCGCGGGAAACAUCCUGAAGAAACACGUCGCGGAGCAGGCAAAGAAGAGUAUCAGCGUGCAGGAGGUGCACGUGGAGGAGCCAGAAGAGUACGUGUCUCGAAUUGCGUUUGAGCCUGCCGUCUACCAGUGCCUCGAGAACUGUGGCGCUGCCAUUCUGUCCAUCACCAGAAAGGGUGGCGACCUCAACAAGACCAUUUAUGUGGAUUAUAAGACUGAAGACGGCUCGGCUAACGCUGGGGCCGACUACGAGUUCUCAGAGGGUACAGUGGUGUUCAAACCAGGAGAGAUGAUCAAGGAAAUAAACAUUGGCAUCAUAGACGACGACAUCUUUGAAGAGGACGAGCACUUUUUUGUGCGGCUCUGUAAUCUGCGUGUCCUGGAGACGGAGGACGAGGUGCUGUCCCCCAACAGUCUCCCAUACCCAAAGGCCAUGCUGGGCUUCCCCGCCGUGGCCACCGUGACCAUUCUGGAUGACGAUCAUUCGGGCAUCUUCACCUUUGAGAGCAGCUCGGUGCACAUCAGUGAGAGCAUUGGUAUUAUGGAAGUGAAAGUGCUGAGGACUUCUGGAGCAAGGGGGACAGUCGUUGUGCCUUAUCGCACCAUGGAGGGUCUCGCCAAAGGAGGAGGGGAGGACUUUGAAGACACCUACGGAGAGCUUGAGUUCAAAAACGACGAGACCUGCAAACUAGUUCACGUGAAAAUUAUUGACGACGAGGAGUAUGAGAAAAACAAGAACUUCUUCCUGGAGCUGGCCGAGCCUCGCAUGGUAGACAUGAGUCUGCAGAAAGCCCUGUUGUUAGCAGACGAUGUACCAGACAGAAAGAUGACAUCAGACGAGGAGGAAGCCAGGCGGAUCGCGGAGAUGGGAAAACCAGUGCUGGGGGAACACUCCAAGCUGGAAGUCAUUAUUGAGGAAUCGUACGAGUUUAAGAGCACAGUGGACAAGCUGAUCAAGAAGACCAACCUGGCCCUGGUGGUGGGAACCAACUCCUGGAGAGACCAGUUCAUGGAGGCCAUUACAGUCAGUGCAGAUGAGGAUGAAGAUGACACAGGGGAAGAGCGGCUGCCGUCCUGUUUCGACUACGUCAUGCACUUCCUCACCGUCUUCUGGAAGGUCCUGUUUGCUUGCGUUCCUCCCACAGACUAUCUGAACGGCUGGGCCUGUUUCUUCAUCUCCAUCAUCAUCAUCGGCCUGCUCACGGCCAUCAUCGGCGACCUGGCGUCUCACUUCGGCUGCACCAUCGGCCUCAAGGACUCAGUCACUGCUGUGGUGUUUGUGGCACUCGGCACAUCUGUCCCAGACACCUUCGCCAGUAAGGUCUCAGCAGUCCAGGACACCUAUGCAGACGCCUCCAUCGGGAACGUGACCGGCAGCAACGCCGUCAACGUCUUCCUGGGAAUCGGCUUGGCCUGGUCGGUGGCGGCUAUCUACUGGCACAUGAAAGGGAAGCCGUUUGUAGUGGAAGCCGGCUCGCUGGCCUUCUCUGUCACUCUCUUCACCAUCUUCGCCUUCCUGGCCGUGUCGGUGCUGCUCUACCGGCGCCGGGCCCACAUCGGAGGAGAACUGGGCGGGCCCCGGGGACACAGACUGGCCACGUCAGCCUUCCUUUUCGGCCUCUGGUUCCUCUACAUCCUCUUCUGCAGUCUGGAGGCCUACUGUCAUAUAGAGGGCUUCUAAAGGGAGAAGACUUCAGCGGGCGAGAAUACGAACAUACAGGGGUUUAAAGUACAACUUCAGAGGUAAAAGCGUGAAUUCCCACUGAGGAAUUUGGGUCAGUCUUGGUUUAAUGGUGUGAAAGGACAGGAGAGGUAGACCCAGGGUUAUCAGAGACACCUCCCUCUCUCUCUCUCUUUCUCUCUCUCUCUCUCUCUCUCUCAACCCCUUCUGUGAGGACGCUCGGAGGUGAGUAUCCUGCCCUCUAGUGCCGACAGGCCUGUUGGCCCCAGCAACAGGAGAGCCAUCCUGAGCCCGUGCCAGUGUGCUUACAGUUGGGAUUGGAUUACCACCGAGGUGCCGGGGCGCUCCUGCAUUCUAACGGAAGAGACUGCAGUCUUAUAUCCGGAGAGAGUUGAGUUAAUCAGAGGUCUAUAUUUUUCUCAACAUCUGACGAGAAUGACUUUUUCAAAAAAAUGUAUUUUGUGGAUAAAAAUGCAAAAAAUUAAUAAAACAAAAAAAAGUUAAAAAACACACACACACACAUAAAGAGGAAUAAAAGACCUAUUUUCUGAUCUAGGUUAAGGAAUAGCAAAAGAAAAUUAUCGUAAAUGGGAAUAUUUUGUUGAGUGACAGUGGGAUGGAUUCAUAGUAUUUAUUUUUAAUUUGCAUAGUUUCCUAAGGAGCACUGCAGAGUUCUCAGAAAUCAUACAAUGAAGAAGAAGAAGAAGAAGAAGAAGAAGAAGAAGAAGAAGAAGGACAGUGACAGUUCAUACUGGCAGACAAAUCACCAUUCAAACAGGCGCGGAGGAAGAGGUGGACACAGGGAACAUGGUCAAACUGCCCUGAACAUUACUUCCAAACUCUAUAAGUAUCUAUAUAUAUAAUAUAUUUCCAUAUUUUCUGUAUAUUUUGAAUAUUUGUUUAAAUGUGGUCACCUUCUGCUCUAACAGAGGAUUGCUGUGGCUAAGCGGGAGGGGAGGGGGGGGGGUCAAAGUAUCUACUAGAACGAUGUCUUCACAUUUCUAAGAGUUAUGUAUCUUGCCUAGGUAAAAGUAUGACAUUGUAUGUUAUUUAUUUACUGAUAUCUUGGUCUCACUCCAGUUUUCACCUUUUCAAUCAGAAAUCAGAAGAAAAAAAAACACAGUGUUGCUGCAGAGGUAAAUUCAGAGGUAUUUUUGUACUGUUCCUUCCGCACUUUGCUGUAUAGUUCUAUUUAUGGAGACUUCUACUUGUACUUGUGCAAAAGGCCAAUAUUAAAGGUGUCACUAUGGACUGAACAGAGUGCCUGUGGACGGAGAGGGGUCUGCUGCAGCUUCCCACACCGACGAGCUCUUUGCUCAGCUGAACGACUGAAGAGUUUCUUCCUAAAAUGGUGCGUAGCCAUUUUUAAAGCUGCAUUAUCAGAUUUGUGGCCACUUUGAGGCAGCAGUACGAGCUGAAAACACAACAGUUGCUAUAUUAUAACCUUACAGAAAGCCCUGAUUCCGCUAGCUGCUAGCUGCUGUUCCACUAGCACAACAUUUAGGGUUUCUUUCACUCUGUAAAAUAUUAUAUGAAGAAGUUAAUCAUGUUUCUGGGUUACACUUUUUUUUUUUAUUAUAAAUGAGCAUACUGAUUUCAAGCCUUCACAAUUUUAACAAAAUGAAACAAUUAACUUGCUAGCAUGUAAAAGGCUGUCGAUCCUCCGGACAUUUACCAUGGCAUUGCUAUUAGCUUUAGCAUUUUCCUAACUUUCUUCCAUGGAAAAAGUAUGUUAAAUACCACUAAAUGCAACAUGAAACAGAACGCAAAAUAGGCCUACUGAUGAGCUAGGUCAUGUUCCAAUGCUAAAACUACACAUUUUAAUGUGAUUCUGAAGCAGGUUUUCAAACUUAUGGAACAAAAUCCAGACGUUUUACUGUCACAAAGUUGGUGAAUGUGUUAGCAAACAGCUGCUUAUUUACACUUCUAGCAGACCAUGAGCAGCGUUAGCAUUCAUUUUGAGUCGUGUGUUUGAACACCUGAUGAAUAUAAUCUAAUAUUCACUCAUGUUUAAGCUCUGCUUUGUUCUCCAACAACUCCUAAAGGGAAAUAUCUGGCUCUCUAGCUGCUAAAUACUCCCGCGUUGCGCACAACCUAGAUGCUAACUUUGUUUGCGAAGGUAGCAUAGAGUGGCGUUAGCUAGCAUUGCUAACCACUUUAUACUUUAUCCGAGGGGAACUGCAGAGUUGGGUUUGUAACUGAGUGUGAGUGACACGUCUCACAUUACAGAUAAUUCCAUCCAUUACAAAUAUGAAUUACUGGUAAAACAGCUUUAACAAAGUAAAAUCAUUCAUUUCAAGGUGAUUUCAGUAGUUCAAUGUGUAUUUCUACGUGUUUUGUUUGGCAGCGCAUUAUAAAAUGACUCAUAAAUUACAUGUUUUUUUUUAGUUUUGGUCAUUAUGUAAAGAGUAGUUUCAGUGUUGCUCAUUUUGGAUUGAAACUCUUCAGUGGAGAAGCAGGUGUGGGUGUCAGAGCAGCAGAUAGCUCUAGAAUUGAAAGUAUAGCCUGAUGUUGAUACUGAAUGCUGUUUUACACACGACUGGUGCUUCAUUUCUAAAAACUAGAGGAAAAAAAACAACAAAAAACACAUUUGAAAAUCCCAAGAAGCAGAAGAAAAUAUGUUUAUUACUUAAUUUGCAUAAAAGUGUAUGCUAGUAUAUAAGCAGUCAAUUCUUGGCUAAUUUUGAAAAAUCCCCCAUGAGAUUACCAAAGAGGUGGGAUGCAACAUCUGUUUAAAAAAAAAA
Messenger RNA from Etheostoma spectabile (orangethroat darter), 6178 nucleotides. RefSeq names its product solute carrier family 8 member 3 (gene slc8a3). Gene Ontology annotation, cellular component: postsynapse; sarcolemma; axon. Gene Ontology annotation, molecular function: calcium:sodium antiporter activity. The record is from RefSeq and is a predicted model, not a curated record. Gene Ontology annotation, biological process: sodium ion transmembrane transport; cell communication; calcium ion import across plasma membrane. NCBI's taxonomy places the organism in Eukaryota, Metazoa, Chordata, Actinopteri, Perciformes, Percidae.